This is a messenger RNA of Clonostachys byssicola, 1977 nucleotides long. NCBI's taxonomy places the organism in Eukaryota, Fungi, Ascomycota, Sordariomycetes, Hypocreales, Bionectriaceae. The record is from the annotation of a GenBank genome assembly.
AUGUGUCGCAUAUGGGAGUCCACGAGUGAUGCCUUUGAACUCAGCCCGACAAGCCUUGCGUCUCAACAGGAGCGCCUCUGCUUGCCAGCGAUAUACCCGCAAUGCUCCAAUUGCGAGGCGGCAGGGACUGAGUGCCUAAGCUAUGACUUGGGCAAGCAGCGUGAAAUCCCCCGCGACUACGUCGAGAGCUUGGAGGCCCAGAUCGAGCGCCUGAAAGCCGAGGUGCAGCUUCUUGGCUCGCGACCUUGUGCUGCGCCAAACAAUGAGGCAUCCUCCUCGGAGCAAGCAUCAUCUACUACUCCGCAAUCCGACCAUGAGACUGGCUCCGAGCUCUACACGUCCCUUGCGCUGGCCGUUCUAGAUCCUUCUGACGAGCCGAGAUUCGUCGGAACCUCUAGCGGAGUGACCUUGGCCAAGGCGAUAUUGGGAUCACUCGAGUGCAACAUGCCCGUAUCCCCGUCGGUACGUUCUUCGCAAGAACCAAACAUGAACGUGCUUCUUCCUAGAUCAUCACCGCCGCUGCCAUCAAAAGAAUCCGCCACCUAUCUCAUCGACAUUUACUUCCAAUGUCGAACACCACAUUUGCCUCUGAUGGAGCGGGCAGACAUCCUCAGAUGCGUACAAAAUGCUUAUCAGGCCCACGACAACGAAGCCGCGACAGUGGCCCAACGCAAGAGCAGAGAUGUCUUUAUAACCUUGAUGAUAUUUGCUAUCAGUUGCUGCGGGCUGAAGGGCCAAGUCGGAAGAGGGGCGUCUGAUCGGAGUGAGUCAUUCUUCCACUCCGCCGUCCAGUGUCUGGACUCGACCAUCGGCACCGCUGCCAACGACACAAAGACACUCACAGAUAUCUUGCUGCUGGCACAGUAUGUCUCACUAUCGCCCUCCAAAGGCAAUCUCUGGACCCUAUCGGGUCUUGCAAUACGAGCCUGCAUUGAGCUGGGUUUCCAUUGGGAAACGAACCUUGUGCUGAGGAUAACACAAGCCCAGCUCAAUGAGCGUCGCCGGCUUUUCUGGGCAGCCUACUACUUUGAUAGGCUGCUCGUCGUCACAAUCGGCAGGCCCCUCGGUAUCGAGGAGCAGAGCCUGGGUGCUGGCUACCCAGACCUGCCUCCUGUGCAUCCAUCGCCUGAGGAGCGGCAUGCCCAGCGCGUGGCGAACCACAUCGUGCGCCUUGCCAGACUCGAGGCCGAGACCAAGCACGUGCUCUAUCGCCAGCAGCACACGGUUUCUGUUGCCUUCCCGCAGCCCGAUUAUCAUGUGUGGAUGGAGGACAUCAAGCCGCGGCUGGAGCAGUGGCAUGUCGAUAUCCCUCCGACGCAGGAAGCGCACCCGGAGAGCAUCUAUGCGUGUUCAAGCUGGUGGGAGGCAACCUACAACCAUGCACUGCUGCUACUCCACAGACCGACCCCUCGAGUUCCGAAGCCAUCGCCUGCAUCCCUCAGCAUUUGCUUCGAGGCGUCCACCAAGCUUAUAGAGCAUGAUUUGGGUUUGGGCUCAUCACCUCUUCGUGGCCGGCUUGUUGCUCACCUACUCGGUCUGGAACUCGAACGAGCUGAGAAAAUCGCUUGCCCCGAGAGGAUUGUCAACAUCGGCCAAAUCUGUGCUUCCAGCCUCGCGGCAGUGGCGGAGAGGUACCCAAAAGCAGCAGGAUGUCGUGACGCUAUCGAGUCCAUGGUGGCUGCUACAGUACGGAGGUUGUUCGCGUCCCAGGAUCGGGUUCCCGCGUGGCCUAUCAGCGCAGACUCCGGUACCCAUCAGCAGGAUGCCUUUUGGCCGCCACCGCAGCCAGGCCAUACAGACGACUUCAUGGAGGGGAUAUACUCGUUGCUGCCGGAGGAUCUAUGGGUUGUCGGCCAGGGUGCGUGUCAGGGAUUGGGGUGGCCGAUUCUCUCGGGCGAAGAUGACAGGACAGUGCUUUGGAGAGAGUUGGAUGAGAGCAGCCUCCAAUUUGGCGAAUCUAUGACUAACGAUGGAUAG